Debaryomyces hansenii CBS767 is the source of this 204-nucleotide messenger RNA. RefSeq names its product DEHA2D06314p. The transcript has a single exon. The coding region runs from base 1 to 204 and encodes 67 amino acids. NCBI's taxonomy places the organism in Eukaryota, Fungi, Ascomycota, Pichiomycetes, Serinales, Debaryomycetaceae. The record is from RefSeq and is a predicted model, not a curated record.
AUGUCGCAAAUUUAUUCCCAGGAAAUUCCCAGGAAAUUCCCGGAAAAAGCUGGCGAAGCUCGCGACAGUAAACGAUUUUUGCCGGGAAUACUUUUAGGAUUUUUUUCAUCAGAACACGGUAAAUAUUCUAAAAACAGAAGACGUUCUUUACCUAAAUCAUUAAUCCUAUUAUUAUAUAUUUCAUAUAUAUAUGGAAUAUUUUGA